AUGUCCAGUGGGGGAAGGUUUAAUUUUGAUGAUGGAGGGUCGUACUGUGGAGGCUGGGAGGACGGAAAGGCUCAUGGCCAUGGAAUCUGUACCGGCCCCAAGGGUCAAGGUGAAUAUUCGGGCUCCUGGAGUCACGGAUUUGAGGUGCUGGGGGUCUACACUUGGCCCAGUGGCAACACUUACCAGGGCACCUGGGCCCAGGGCAAACGCCAUGGCAUUGGCAUGGAGAGCAAAGGGAAGUGGGUGUACAAAGGAGAGUGGACCCACGGAUUUAAGGGACGCUACGGGGUCCGUGAAUGCACUGGAAAUGGGGCCAAGUAUGAAGGCACCUGGAGCAAUGGAUUACAGGAUGGCUAUGGGACAGAGACCUACUCGGAUGGAGGCACGUACCAGGGCCAGUGGGUCGGGGGGAUGCGCCAGGGUUACGGCGUCCGUCAGAGCGUUCCCUACGGCAUGGCUGCGGUCAUCAGGUCACCCCUGAGGACAUCCAUCAACUCCCUGCGCAGCGAGCACACCAACGGCACCGCGCUCCACCCCGACUCCUCCCCGGCCGUGGCCGGCAGCCCCGCCGUCUCCCGGGGAGGCUUCGUCCUCAUGGCCCACAGCGACGCCGAGCUCCUCAAGAGCAAGAAGAAAGGGAUCUUCCGACGGUCGCUGCUGAGCGGGCUGAAACUCCGGAAAUCCGAAUCCAAGAGCUCCUUGGCCAGCCAGCGCAGCAAGCAGAGCUCCUUCCGGAGCGAAGCCGGGAUGAGCACGGUCAGCUCCACCGCCAGCGACAUCAACUCCACCAUCAGCCUGGGGGAAGGGGAAGCCGAGCUCUCUGUCAUCGAGGACGACAUCGACGCCACCACCACCGAGGUCUACGUGGGGGAGUGGAAGAACGACAAGAGGUCGGGGUUCGGGGUGAGCCAGCGCUCCGACGGGCUGAAGUACGAGGGGGAGUGGGCCAACAACAAGCGCCACGGCUACGGCUGCAUGACCUUCCCCGACGGCACCAAGGAGGAGGGCAAGUACAAGCAGAAUGUCCUGGUCAGCGGGAAGAGGAAGAACCUGAUCCCCCUGCGGGCCAGCAAGAUCCGGGAGAAGGUGGAUCGGGCCGUGGAGGCGGCCGAGAGGGCGGCGACCAUCGCCAAGCAGAAAGCGGAGAUCGCGGCCUCCAGGACCUCUCACUCCAGGGCCAAGGCGGAGGCAGCGGUGACAGCGGCACAGAAAGCUCAGGAGGAAGCACGGAUCGCCAGGAUCACUGCCAAAGAGUUUUCACCUUCCUUCCAGCACAGGGAGAACGGGCUCGAAUGCCAGAGACCCAAGCGCCAGAACUCGAGCGAUGACAUCGAGGUCCUCUCCACGGGGACCCCUCUCCAACAAGAGAGCCCCGAACUCUACCGCAAAGGGACCACCCCGUCCGACCUGACCCCUGAUGACAGCCCCUUGCAGAGCUUCCCUGCCAGCCCCUCUUCCACCCCUCCCCUGGCUCCUUCCUGCAGGAACAAGAGUGCUCACUUCUCCAGGCAGGUCUCGGUGGAUGAAGAAAGGGGUGGGGAGAUCCAGAUGCUGCUGGAGGGCCGCGGCGGGGAUUACUUGCGCCCCAACAGCUGGGGUGAAGAGAAGGUUGGGGGGACCCGUGGGGUGAGGAGUGGGACGCUGAGGAGCGGCCAGCUGGGCUCAGCCUCUGUCCCUGAAGAUUACAGAGGUCGGAGUGGAGGACACAAACACUCGGCCUCCAACCACAAGCAGAGAGAGAGGUGGACAGAUUCCCCGGCCGCCGUUUCCUGGACUUCCCACCACAGGUCCCACAACCACAGCUCAGGGAGCUCCAAACUGCUCGAGCUGGAUGAGGAGAAGAUGAGCAAUUACGAGAUGGAGAUGAAGCCCCUCAUGAGGAUGGAUUCUUAUAUGCAAGAGGUUCACACCCAAAAAAGACACUAUAGCAAAGGGGGACCCUGCAGGAGCGUGGCCGAUGACCACCGCGGGGAAGACCGGAGCUUCGGGGUUCAGAGACUGAGGUCUAAGUCCCAGAACAAAGAGAAUUUCAGGCCAGCUUCCUCUGCUGAGCCCACGGUGCAGAAACUGGAAAACCUGAGAUUCGGGGACAAAGCUGAACCUCGGCUACUAAGGUGGGACUUAACCUUCUCCCCACCACAGAAAUCUUUACCUGUUGCACUAGAAUCCGAAGAGGACAAUGGGGAUGCGCUCAAAUCCAAUACGGGCUCAGCUCCUAUCCUGGUAGUCAUGGUGAUCUUACUAAAUAUUGGAGUCGCCAUUUUAUUUAUUAACUUUUUCAUCUAAUUCAAGACUGUCUCGUUUGCAGAAAUAACAGUUACAUGUAUGAAUGGGGGAAAAAACAACAAAAAAAAACAAACAACAAACAACAACAAACAAACCAAACAGCAACAACAAAACAAAAA
Calypte anna (Anna's hummingbird) is the source of this 2405-nucleotide messenger RNA. RefSeq names its product junctophilin 3 (gene JPH3). Lineage: Eukaryota; Metazoa; Chordata; Aves; Apodiformes; Trochilidae. The record is from RefSeq and is a predicted model, not a curated record. Bases 1 to 2286 code for a protein of 761 amino acids. The transcript is spliced from 5 exons. Gene Ontology annotation, cellular component: junctional membrane complex; endoplasmic reticulum membrane; plasma membrane. Gene Ontology annotation, biological process: regulation of synaptic plasticity.